Molecule: messenger RNA, 2693 nt
Organism: Astrephomene gubernaculifera
Lineage: Eukaryota; Viridiplantae; Chlorophyta; Chlorophyceae; Chlamydomonadales; Astrephomenaceae
Source: the annotation of a GenBank genome assembly
CUUGAGUAUAGCUGUUUUGCUAAGCAAAGUCUUUACAUAGCCACUUGCUUGUCUUUACCCGUAUAUACCCAUACUUGCCAUAUGCUCCACUUUCAACAGAAGGCCCUAGCCACACGAUGCCCAGGAACGCGAGCAGGAAGAAGGAGCGCAAUCGCUGUAAAAUGCAAGGCUGCUGUAGCUGACGCUAAGCCUACCCAGCCAAGGUCGCCGCUUACCGGCGAGGCGCGAAGCCAUGAAACUGAUGUGGUCGUCGUGGGCAGCGGCAUCGGCGGACUUUGCUGCGCCGGCAUGCUCGCAAAAUACGGCUUGAAGGUUACCGUGGUUGAGUCGCACUCGAUUCCAGGCGGCGCCGCACACUCCUGGGUGCGGGAUGGCUUCCACUUCGAGUCGGGACCCUCGCUGUUCUCGGGCCUGGCUUCCCAGGGCAAGGAGGCCAACCCGCUGAGUCACGUGCUCAGCGCGCUGGGGGUGCAGCUGGAUCUGGUGCGGUACGACAGCUGGAAUGUGGUGGUUCCGGAGGGCAACUUCCUCACACGGAUCGGGAACGACAACUUCUCCGAGGUGCUGUCAAAGAUCCGCGGCCCCGCUGCGGUGGCGGAGUGGACGCGGCUGCAGCAGGUGAUGCGGCCCCUGGCUCGAGCAGCCGCGCUCAUGCCGCCAGCUGCCUUCAGGUACGAUCCGGGAGUGCUGGUGACCGCAAUCGGGCGCUACCUGCCAGCACUGCUGGCCGCGGGAGGCGAUGCCGCGCGCCUGAGCGGCCCCUUCUCCUCCGUGCUGGACGGCUCGGGUGUGAGCGACCCCUUCAUUCGCAACUGGCUGGACCUGCUGGCUUUCCUGCUCAGUGGCCUGCCCGCGGACGGAACCAUCGCCGCAGAGAUGGCCUACAUGUUCAACGAGUGGUACCGACCCAACUGCUUCUUGGAAUUCCCGCGAGGAGGGGCGCAGGCUGUCGUGAACGGGCUUGUAGACGGGUUGCAACGGCACGGCGGCCGCCUGCUGCUGAGCAGCCACGUGGAGCGGGUGCUGCUGGAUGCGAGGGGUCGGGCAACCGGUGUGGCGCUGCGGGGCGGGGGCACCGUGAAGGCGCGCAAGGCGGUAGUGUCCAACGCCAGCAGCUGGGACACGCUCAAGCUGCUGCCUCCGGAGCGGGUGCCGCCUGCCUGGCGCAGCGGCCUCAGCAGCACCCCCGCCUGCCCCUCCUUCAUGCACCUGCACCUGGGGUUCGAUGCGGCCGGUCUGGACCCCUCCCUGGAGUUGCACCACAUCAUCGUGAACAGCUGGCAGGGCGGUGUGACGGCGCCGCAGAACGUGGUGCUCAUCUCCAUUCCGUCCGUCAAGGACCCCUCCAUGGCGCCCGCCGGCCACCACUGCCUGCAUGCCUACCUGCCCGCCACGGAGCCCUACGAGCUGUGGAAGGGGCUGGACAGGCGCAGUCCCGAGUACAAGGCCCUGAAGGAGGAGAGGAGCCAAGUCCUGUGGGAGGGCAUUGAGAAGGUGAUCCCGGACAUUCGCUCCCGCACGCGGCUGUCCCUGCUGGGUACCCCCCUCACGCACGAGCGCUUCCUGCGCCGCCACAGGGGCACCUACGGACCCGCCAUUCAGGCCGGCAAGGGGCUCUUCCCAGGCCCCGGCACCCCCAUCCCCGGCCUCUACUGCUGCGGCGACUCCACCUUCCCCGGCAUCGGAGUGCCCGCGGUGGCUGCCAGCGGGGCCAUCGCAGCCAACAGCCUGGUGCCUGUGUGGCAGCACUGGGCGCUGCUGGACGAGAUCGGAGUGUAGGGUGAUGCAUGAGCGAGGGGAUGCGCUGGGUGAGGUGAUAGGGUGUAGGGUGGGCGAGGGGAUGCGCUGGGUGAGGUUGUAGGGUGUAGAGUGAUGAGCGAGGGCGCUGGAAGAGACGACAGAGGGCGCCGGGUCGUGUUAAGGAUGUAGGAGGGCUCCAGGGAGGUGCAGGGAUGGAAGUGUUGUGGAUGAAAAGAAUGCGUGGAAGUGCACACGAUGCAUGGGAGCGCUGAGGGUGUAGUAGUAAGUUCAGUAGGUUCUGGGGAGUGAAGGCUGGCUGCAUCUUUAGCUGGUCUGAUGUUAAUGCACUGCUCAGGAGCUGCGGGUUAGCGCUGCGGCUCGUCUGAAGACCCAUGGGUCGGGGCAUGGUUUGAUUGUUAUACAAGGUGCAUGCCGGAUGGUGUACGAGUGCAGAGUGAGGGGCGGGUGCAGUUGCUUGAAUGACUUGACACUACCGGUUUGCGUGUAUAGGCAAGACCCGCAGGCAGUUAUACUUAGUUCGGAUGCUAGGUACGCUCGGCCAGCCAUGCAUGGUGUGUACAGAGUAUAACUGUAACUGGUGCUCAUGCAAUUGAGUGACCCACGGGUCACCAUGGGUCGGCAGUCCCGGGUUUACUCUGGAUGAUGAGAGCGGGGUGGUCCGGUUCUGCAGAGGAGUCCUGAAGAGUGGUGUCAGGAAAUGUUGAGGGUAUUUGAGAGGUCCGGAGACGUUGUGUUGGGAUACCUGCAGGCGUGUGACAUGAGCCUACAUCGUGAGUGGACAAUGCGGCCUGCGUGGCCUAGAAGGGGGUGCGGUGAAGCACCAUGGAGCCGUAGCGACGUCGAUUACUUAACACCCGGGUAGCUACCGGCACUUAACCCAAUGCAAGUUAGUGUCGUGCGUGGAUACAGCAAAGUGGGGACGCGAAACAUGG